Molecule: messenger RNA, 517 nt
Organism: Cricetulus griseus (Chinese hamster)
Lineage: Eukaryota; Metazoa; Chordata; Mammalia; Rodentia; Cricetidae
Source: RefSeq, a predicted model, not a curated record
CAAGGACAAGCCGGAGGUUCUUGGUGUGCUCUCAGAAGUCUGCCUGGAGUUCUCACUCAGAAGAUGGAGCGGUCUACCCAGGAGCUAUUUCUCAACUUCACAGUUGUCCUGAUCACCGUUCUCCUUAUGUGGCUUCUCGUGAGGUCCUACCAAUACUGAGGGGCCAUGCUGCACUUCUGGGAGUGACUGCUGUGUGCCCCGAGCUUCCACUGCUGUUACUGUCAUGGGAUGCUAUUCUUGGUACCACACCAUCUCUGACCCGCACUCACGAUGCCUGACACUGUUGUGUGUUUUCUAAAGAUGCUGUCCUUGUGGGCUGCCAAAAGCUUGUUAGCCAGUGAGCCUUAGGCUUGUUCCCUAGUAAAUGCACGAUUCAGGCCACCAGGUUAAAAUUAAACUGUAUUCCUGAUGAUGCAGAGCAACAACAAUGUCUGGUCUGUGUCAACACACAUCCCCCAACCCACCCUGUCUGCCACCGAACUAACUCAACCCUUCAGAAGAAAUGUACACGGAAGUC